AUGGCUCCUGCCUCGAAGACACUCAAGAUUGACGGAAAGGACAUCAGCAUACCAACCGGCCUCUUCAUCAACAAUAAGUUUGUCGAAGCUAAAGAGAAGGCUGUCUUCGGCAUCGAGAACCCAGCCACUGGCGAGAUAGUCAUCGAGGUUCAGGAAGGACGAGCUGACGAUGUCGAUAUCGCAGUCAAGGCUGCCAGAAAGACCUUCAAGAGCAAAGAGUUCAAGGAAAUGAACCCUGCAGGAAGAGCAGCCCUCCUACACAAGCUUGCAGAUCUUAUGGAGCAACAUAAGGACGAGCUUUGCGCUAUCGAGAUGCUCGAUACUGGCAAGACACACAAGCAGGCCUCGAACCUCGAUGUUCCUGGUUCAAUUGGCACACUGAGAUAUUAUGCUGGCUGGGCAGACAAGAUCUUGGGACAGGCCUCCUUCAAUGUGCCAGGCACUUUUUCGUACACUAGACGAGAAGCUGUCGGAGUUUGCGGACAAAUCAUACCAUGGAACUUUCCUUUACUGAUGUUUACCUGGAAGAUCGCUCCAGCAUUCGCCUGCGGAAAUACCGUCAUUAUUAAAGCGGCCGAAGCUACGCCACUCUCAGCCCUAUACAUGUGCCAGCUGAUCAAGGAUGCGGGCUUCCCUGCUGGUGCCAUCAACUUGAUUAACGGCUAUGGCAAGAAUGCAGGUGCAGCGAUUGCUAGUCAUAUGGGCAUCGACAAGGUCGCUUUCACCGGCUCGACUGUCACUGGAAGAGCUAUACUCAAAGCCGCUGCAUCAUCGAACCUGAAGAAAGUCACUCUCGAGCUUGGCGGAAAGUCACCCAACAUUGUGUUCCCAGACGCUGAUUUGAAGAAGGCAGUGGAGUGGAGUAUUUGGGGAAUUAACAUGAACUUUGGCCAGACCUGUCACGCGGGAACACGCAUCUACGUGCAUGAGGACGUAUACGACGACUUUAUCAAGACAUAUACCGAACGACUCCAGAAGGUCAAGGUCGGAGACAAUUUCAAUAAGGAGGUCGACCAAGGUCCGCAAAACAGCAAAAUGCAAUACGACAAGAUCCUCAGCUACAUCAAAUCUGGCCAAGACGAAGGUGCAACACUACACCUAGGCGGCAAAAUAGACGAGAUCGCGCAGAAAGGAGGAAAAGGCUAUUUCAUCCAGCCCACAAUCUUCACAGACGUCAAGCCAGACAUGAAGAUCAUGAGAGAAGAGAUUUUCGGUCCUGUCGUGGCGAUAUCGAAAUUCAAGAGCGAGGAAGAAGUUAUCGACUUUGCGAACGAUACCUCGUACGGUCUAGCUGCUGGCAUCCACACCAAGGACUAUGAGAGAGCUAUUCGCGUGACAAGCGCGCUCGAAGCUGGCACCGUCUGGGUAAAUAUGUACAACUUUGUGCAUUGGAGCAUGCCUUUCGGAGGUUACAAGGAGAGCGGUAUUGGUCGGGAAUGUGGCGAUUCUGCCUUGGAGAACUAUACUGAAAUCAAGACGGUGUACUUUAACAUGGGCCUUCGAGCACCAGAUGCUCUAGAUUAA
Molecule: messenger RNA, 1524 nt
Organism: Lithohypha guttulata
Lineage: Eukaryota; Fungi; Ascomycota; Eurotiomycetes; Chaetothyriales; Trichomeriaceae
Exons: 5
Coding region: 1-1524 (507 amino acids)
Molecular function (GO): aldehyde dehydrogenase (NAD+) activity
Source: RefSeq, a predicted model, not a curated record